AUGUUCCACCAGGUCAAGGUCAACGAAGAACAUCGCGAUCUUCUGCGAUUUCUUUGGUGGGAAAACGGCGAUACUGCCAAAGAACCAGAUGAGUUUAGAAUGACGGUGCACUUGUUUGGAGCAGCAUCAUCACCUAGCCGCGCAAAUUUCGCCUUGAAAACGACCGCGGACGAUAACGAGAAGGCACUUGGAAGCGCAGCAGCUGAUUUUCUUCGAAAGCAUUUCUAUUUUGAUGAUGGUCUAAAGUCCGUGCAAUCGGUGGACGAAGCGGUGAACCUGAUCAAGAACACCAAGGAGAUGUGCAGUCGUGGAGGAUUCAACCUUCACAAGUUUGUGUCCAAUAACAAGGACGUUGUUCGAAGUAUACCGGAACGUUAUAGAGCAGAUGCGGUGAAUGAAAUAGAUCUCGAUUUGGACUCUCUGCCAAUCGAACGAGCGCUAGGUAUCCAGUGCUGCGCAGAGUCGGACAGCUUCCAAUUUCCAAUCGUGCUUGAGGCGAAACCGUGCACAAGAAGAGGUAUACUGUCAACUGUCAGUUCAAUAUUCGACCCAAUUGGAUUUGUCGGCCCCCUUCUGCUUGAGGGAAAGUCAAUUCUUCAAGCACUAUGUCGCCAAAGCAUUGGUUGGGAUGACGCUGUGCCGGACGAAGCAAAGUCGAGAUGGGAAGAAUGGAAGUUAGAUUUGGUUAGAAUGAAAGGUUUUUCCAUACCGAGAUGCUAUAAACCUCUUGAUUUUGGUCGCGUAGUCAGUACUGAGCUUCAUCAUUUUUCAGACGCCAGCGUGGUAGGUUAUGGUCAAUGCAGCUAUCUACGAUUUAUUGAUGAAUGUAAUCUUAUUCAUUGCACCUUCGUGAUGGGGAAGUCGAGAGUAGCCCUGUUGAAAUCGGUAACCAUUCCACGAUUGGAGUUAACGGCCGCGGUCUGUUCCGUCAGAGUUAGCGUCCAGUUGCGUCAUGAAUUGGAUUUGGAAAUCGACCAGGAAAUCUUCUGGACAGACAGCAAAGUGGUGCUCGGCUACAUUGCAAACGAAACUCGGCGUUUUCAUAUCUUCGUCGCCAACAGAGUGCAAGAAAUUCAAGAUCAUACCUCAGUCGAUCAGUGGAGAUAUGUGGAGUCGAAAUCAAAUCCAGCGGAUGAAGCAUCUCGCGGAGUGAAAGCUAAGGAAAUUUCAGAAUCCAAGUGGCUUUCUGGAUCAUCGUUCUUGUGGAAACCAGAAGAACAAUGGCCAUCCAACAACCAGGAGAAUCAGCACAUUCGCGAGCUGAGCUCAUCUGAUCCGGAAGUCAAGAAAGCCGUCGUUUGUUCUACCUCGAGAGUGGAUUCUGAUGAAAAUUCGACUGGUUCUCUUAUCGAAGAUCGACUGUUGUACUUCUCUGAUUGGUAUCGAGGAAAGCGAGCAAUAGCCUUAUGUCUCCGCUAUGUGAGAAAACUUCGCGCACGAGUUCAAAGAAAGAAAUCGGAGGCAUUGACGUUACCUGAACUCACUGUCAGCGAAUUGAGCGCUGCAGAAAAAUUGGUCAUUCGUUUGGCACAAGCUACUGCGUUUCCUGAAGUCUUAACUGCGUUGAAGAAAGAUACAGCUGCUAAUCGGGACGUUAACGUCAAUGCUAAGAAGGGUACCAACACACUACGCAAACUCGACCCGUACCUCGACGAAGAAGGGAUCCUGCGUGUCGGAGGGCGUUUACGACGCGCGAACCUAUCGGAGAAAAUUAAACAUCCAAUCAUCUUACUCCGCAAAGGUCAUGUGACAACCCUAAUAGUACGAUACUUUCAUGAACGAGUGAAACACCAGGUAAAGGGAUUGACAUUAAACGAAGUUUGA
Molecule: messenger RNA, 1824 nt
Organism: Dendronephthya gigantea
Lineage: Eukaryota; Metazoa; Cnidaria; Anthozoa; Malacalcyonacea; Nephtheidae
Exons: 1
Coding region: 1-1824 (607 amino acids)
Source: RefSeq, a predicted model, not a curated record